Messenger RNA from Indicator indicator, 1249 nucleotides. RefSeq names its product acidic leucine-rich nuclear phosphoprotein 32 family member B. Gene Ontology annotation, molecular function: histone binding. Gene Ontology annotation, cellular component: nucleus. The transcript is spliced from 7 exons. Gene Ontology annotation, biological process: regulation of apoptotic process. Lineage: Eukaryota; Metazoa; Chordata; Aves; Piciformes; Indicatoridae. The record is from RefSeq and is a predicted model, not a curated record. Bases 1 to 831 code for a protein of 276 amino acids.
AUGGAGAUGAUAAGGCGGUUAACGCUAGAGCUGCGCAACAAGAAACCGGGCGAGGUGAAGGAGCUGGUCCUUGACAACUGCCUCUCUGAUGAUGGGAAGGUCAUUGGGCUCUCCUCAGACUUCGAGAACCUCGAGUUCCUCAGCAUGAUCAAUGUCAGCUUGAUGUCCAUCUCCAACCUCCCCAAACUCAACAAACUCCGGAAGCUGGAGCUGAGUGAUAACAGGAUUUCUGGUGGCCUUGAAGUUCUAGCAGAGAGAACUCCCAACCUGACACACUUGAACCUAAGUGGCAACAGGAUCAAAGACAUCAAUACCCUGGAGCCCUUGAAAAAGCUGCCCAACCUCCGCAGCCUGGACCUCUUCAACUGCGAGGUGACAACGCUCAUCAACUACCGCGAGAGCGUCUUCACCCUCCUGCCCCAGCUCUCCUACCUGGAUGGCUUUGAUGCUGAUGACCAGGAGGCCCCUGACUCAGACCCUGAAGCAGAUGGGGAUGGAGUGGAAGAUGAGUAUGAGAAUGGGGAAGGUGAGGAGUUCCUUUGUUUGAUUUAUUUUUUGCCCCGCUGGGAAGGUGAGGAAGAGAAUGAUGAUUAUGAGGAAGAUGAUUUGGAUGAAGAGGUCAUUGAUGAUGAAGAUGAUGAUGAUGAUGAUCUGGAAGGUGAAGAGGAGGAGGAUGGAUUAGAUGAUGAGGAAGAUGAGGAUGAAGAUGGUGAGGAUGAUGAGGAAGAUGAAGCUGAUGAUGACCUUCCACGAGGGGAAAAGAGAAAACGAAAUCUAGAGGAUGAAGGAGAGGAAGACCCAGAAGAUGAAGAGGAUGAUGAGGAUGACUGAGCCAAGGGAGCCAAGCAGUUUUACAGACUCUGACUGUGCUUUGUCUUAACCUCCCAGUUGUGUCUAUGUGAGACUGUAAACCCCCAUCUCCUCCUCCUCUUCCUCCUCCUCCCCCCUUUGUAUGGCUGCAGCCUCCACAAUAUAUUUUUUUAAGAUGUAGAAUACUGUAGGCAUUCAGGGGAAAAAAAUCUUCCAUCCAAGGCUCACUUUUUCUCUCACAAGUAUCUCAUGACCAAAGGCUUUUCUCCGUUCUGUGGUUUGUGCAGCAGUUUGCAAAACAAAAGGCAAAAAAAACCCAACCCAAAAAGGACAACCCCCCCAAACAACAAAACAAAGGACAAAAUCUCCCCCCAAAAGACAAAAAAAAUCUUCAAAAAAGACAAAAAAAAUCUUCAAAAAAGACAAAAAAAUCUUCAAA